Messenger RNA from Drosophila ficusphila, 4656 nucleotides. RefSeq names its product hippocampus abundant transcript 1 protein. The coding region runs from base 1240 to 3342 and encodes 700 amino acids. Gene Ontology annotation, molecular function: transmembrane transporter activity. Gene Ontology annotation, biological process: transmembrane transport. The transcript has 8 exons. NCBI's taxonomy places the organism in Eukaryota, Metazoa, Arthropoda, Insecta, Diptera, Drosophilidae. The record is from RefSeq and is a predicted model, not a curated record. Gene Ontology annotation, cellular component: membrane.
GAACUGGCGGACUGGCGAGCUGGAGAACCGAGUGCUCGACCGAUCCACUUAGUGAGUCGCGCACAUCGGAACACAGCAGACGUCGCUGGCUUUUUGGGGAAAACGAUCGAGAUAUCGACAGCGUCGACAGAGUUGGAGAUGUAUUCAAUUCACAUUAUUGUCAAAAUUCCAAGUGACUUUUUUUCGUGUGCUCUUUUAAUUAAAAUUUCAUCGAUCGCUUUCCGCGCACGGAGUGAGAAUCGCAGUGAACUGACGUAGAACCGGGGAUCCGAAAGUCGGCGGCGGGUAUGUGUGUUUGCUCCCCGAUUCGCAGACCGGAAAAACUAUUAGAAAACGUUCCCCUUCUGACAUUGCCGGGAAAUUGCUGUGAAUCGCCGAGCAGCCCCGAUUUUCAACCUGAUUUUCCGUUCACUUCACUUUGAAGUGCUUCGAUUUAAAUUGCUUCGUUUGCCGGUUUGCUAAUGUUGAUCGAUCUAUUUUCAAGCCGUUUUAAGCUUGUGGCUGCGAUUUACACCUGGGUGCUAAAAUCGCCACAAAGCAAUGGCAUUAAGUGCGGGGUCAAAUUGGCUUUUAGCGCGAUCUCUGCUUUUCUGGGCCAAGCCCAGAUCGGGCUGAGAGCAUACUUUGCGGCGUCUUUAAGGAUCAGAAGUAGUAUCUCUCACAGUUUAAAAUUUAAUUCUUUUACUAAAGAUGAAGCUCGGAAGAGUUGUCGUUUGAGUCGCAUUCAUACUCCAAUAAUUAAGACGUUCAUUAGACAAAGCAAUCAAAUUUGUAUCGAUUAACAAGACUGUUUUAUAGACGUGUGUUGGGUAUUUGAUUCCCCCAUUGUGAGGUUCUAUACUCUGUAGAUAGGGGUUCUCUUUACGGGUUCCUCCCCGGUGGACAGCUGAAAGCAAAUCGUGCGUUUCGCGAGAAUCCGAAUGAGUAAACGGCAAUCGGUUGGCCACUUUAAUAGCAGCUAGAAAAGUGCCUCAAGCUGAAGAGCAGAAGCGGAAACAUCGUGUUUAGGCCAAACAAAUGAUAAGAUAAGGCUCGCUUCGAUCGCAGCAGAACGCAGAACCGAGGAGACAAGCAGCUCGCAUCCCCAGGAACACGAGGAGCAGGAACAAGGAGCACUCAGCGCACAUGAUCGGGGACCCGCGGCAAUGGAAAUUAGUGUGAGCCCGGAGCCCGGAACAGCAUCAGUAACCAAGAGGGAGACACGCAGCUAGAGAGCACGAGACCAGCAGCCCAGGAGCCAUGCGCAGCGGGCGGAACUACGUCCAGCGGCCGGGCGAGAGUAGCUUCGAGCUGGAGGAGCCGGAGGACUCCGAGCAGGAGUCGCGUAGCUCGGCCAAGGGGGAGCCCGCGGCGGAGGAGGAGCGGCAGGAGGAGCUGCAGGAGCAGACGGACACCUUGAGUACCCGCAGCAGCAGCUCCACCCCGACGACAGCCGACGUGGCCGAUGUGGAGACCAUCAGCUCCCUGCCCCUCUCUCCUCCCGCCUUCGGCGGCCGAGGCAGCCAGCUGGUGAAGCGCCACUGCCCCUCGAAGGACCAGCAGCAGCAGGCGGACAGCGGCUCCAGCUCCAGCUCCAGCUCGAGUUCCAGCUCCAGCUCCAGCCAGCAGCCGGAUCUGGACGACGUGCCCACGGUAAGUGGGCGCGAUCCGCGGCGCAACGCCUCCCCCUCAUCCACUUCAUCCUCCUCCUCUUCCACGACCCCGCAGACAUCGCGGUACGCAGCAGCGGCGGCCCAUCCCAGUGCCGCCUUCGCGGAGACGGCGGCCACCUCGUCCUCCGGAUCGGGCAGGGCGUGCGGCGGGAACGGCGGAGCCGCCCACAGGCGCACCCACUCGGCCGCCUCCUACAUCUCGAUGCGGUCGCAGGGCGGCAACUCGGAGGCGCCCCCGGAGCGGCCCAAGCGGAACCGCUUCUUCGAGUGGCUCAGAGUGCUCUGCAACAUCUGCUGCUGCAAGAGUUCCGGAAUCGGGGAGCCGAGUGUUCAUCAUGCGCUGGUUGUGAUAUUUCUAGAGUUCUUCGCCUGGGGCCUGCUGACGAUGCCCAUAAUAUCGACCCUCAACCAGACGUUCCCGGACCACACAUUCCUCAUGAACGGCCUGGUCAUGGGCAUCAAGGGCAUACUGUCCUUCCUGUCGGCGCCGCUGAUCGGCGCCCUUUCGGACAUCUGGGGCCGGAAGUUCUUCCUAUUAGUCACAGUAUUCUUCACCUGCCUGCCCAUACCGCUGAUGUCCAUCAACACGUGGUGGUUCUUUGCCAUGAUCUCAAUAAGCGGCGCCUUCGCCGUCACCUUCUCGGUGGUGUUCGCCUACGUGGCGGACGUCACCACGCCGGAGGAGCGCUCCAAGGCCUACGGCCUCGCCUCGGCCACAUUCGCCGCCAGCCUGGUCAUCUCGCCGGCCCUGGGCAACGCCCUGAUGGAGAUGUACGGCGACACGCUAGUCGUGGCCCUCUCCACGGCCAUUGCGCUGCUGGACGUCUUCUUCAUUCUGGUCGCGGUGCCCGAGAGUCUGUCAGAGAAGAUGCGGCCCGCCUCCUGGGGCGCGCCCAUCAGCUGGGAGCAGGCGGACCCCUUUCUGGCUCUGCGCAAAGUGGGCACCGACAAGACCGUGCUGAUGCUCUGCCUCACCGUGCUGCUUUCCUAUCUGCCGGAGGCCGGCGAGUACUCCUGCAUGUUCGUCUACCUAAAGCUCAAGAUGGGCUUCAACUACGUGGAGGUGUCCAUCUUCAUAGCCAUAGUCGGCAUCCUCAGCAUCACGGUGCAAGUGACCCUCGGCUCCUUCAUGCAGGUUUUCGGGGCCAAGCGCACGAUCAUUAUGGGCCUAGCCCUGGAAAUCGUGCAGCUCCUGUGGUACGGCUUUGGCAGUCAAAAGUGGAUGAUGUGGUCGGCUGGCGUGGUGGCUGCCCUGGGCUCCAUCACGUACCCCGCCAUCAGCGCCUUCGUUUCCCUCUACGCGUCCCCCGAGAGUCAAGGCGCUGUGCAGGGCAUGAUCACGGGCAUGCGGGGCCUGUGCAACGGGCUCGGGCCGGCGGUGUUCGGCGUCGUCUUCUACCUGUUCAACGUGGACCUGAACGACGACCACGACGCGCACGCGAAGAACAGCGGCAGCCGGGCGACGAACGUGGAGAAGAUCUCGCAGCACGUGCCGGGGCCGCCGUUCGUGUUCGGCGCCCUGUGCGUCUUCUGUGCCAUAAUAGUGGCGGCGUUCAUUCCGGAGGGCCAGACCUCCACCCUGGAAAAGAAACGUGCCUCGCUCGACGUGCAGUACGAGAUCGAGACGGGCCACAAGGCGCCCAGCUCCCUGGCGCCGCUCAUCCGCUCCGAUUCGCUGGCGCAGCUGUAGUGCGCUCCUCCGCCGGCGUCCCGGCCACGCAACUGGAACCAGCUGCUGGUGGCCAUCGAUACGUUUAAGCAGUGCUAGGGCGUUAAGGAUUUUGUAACUGUAACAAAUGCUGUAACUAGUUUGGCUUUAGUUUCCGGAGUCUAUUAGGUGCAUAAUAAUCGUAUAUACACAUAGCGCAGAUGCAGAUCAGGCCUUGAAGAUGAUAAUGUUAUUGUUUGCAUGGCUAGGCCUUCUUACUAAGUUUCUUUCCGUUAAGGGAGAGCACCACCACCACGAACCACCUCAGCCCAAUUACGUUUCGUAACUAACUAAUUUAUUAUCGCCUAAGUAACGUAGUCACACAUUGGAUUUGCCCGCGUGCUUGCCCAUUUCUCCUUUCUUUGCGACUGUCGGUUCUCUUCGGGUUGGGAUUACAUCACAGCAGACAGACAGCCGGACAGCCAGACAGCCAGACAGGCGUUUAGGCUGAACACGUUUUGCAAGAACAACAAAAUAACUGCCAAAUAAAAAACAAAGUAAGUGUAAUUCGCGAUCUUUCAGCACAGCACAACACGCGGAGUUCGGAAACGUCGGAGUUCUGAACAUCGCUCGGUCGAUCGCAUUUCUAGUUGGGCUUGACGCACUCUUCUGUUCCUUGCCCCAAAGCCGUUUCGUUGCAGCCAGUACAGCCAGACGAGGAAAAUCCAAAUAAACUGAAUACUAAGCUUUACUUUGAAAAUUGUAGUGAUUUAAAGUCUAAACUCUAAACCAGAAUUGAGAACUAUAAAGAAUCGGGUCACAAAACCACGAGGUACGAGUAUAUACAAAAUAAAUGUGUAUAUAUAGAGAGACGCAUGUAUGGAUACUGACACAAAUCGUAAUGUUUUUAAUUUAGCUAAAUGCAAGUUAGCGCCUCCGAUCAUGUGCAACGCUGUAGUUAUUAUUUUGAUAAAGAUAAAGAUAAAGAUAGAGCAGAAUUAUGCAGAGCCUUCAACAAAGUCAAUGCUUGAAAGUACAUAUAAAGAAAGGGAGCAUGUGUAUGUAUAGUACUAUAGGUAUCAAAGUUAUAUUUUUCGAAGUUGCUACAACAGUGUAAAGUUCCCCACUCGCUCCUCCCACGAAAAAAGAAAAAAUGCAGACGUAGCACGUACAUACACAUCCACCCGUGUGAGCGGAGGCACAGUCAAUGGAGCAGAGACCCCCAAUCGGAAACCGGGGGCCGCGACAGACAGUAUACAAGAAAACUGAUCCCAAAUUUCGAUUGUAAAUUAUUUAACGUGUAAUUUAGUGUUUUAAACGAAACCAAAAUAAACAAAAUUGUUUAAUGAAACGCUA